Molecule: messenger RNA, 799 nt
Organism: Schistocerca gregaria
Lineage: Eukaryota; Metazoa; Arthropoda; Insecta; Orthoptera; Acrididae
Exons: 2
Coding region: 108-449 (113 amino acids)
Source: RefSeq, a predicted model, not a curated record
CUUUGCGAUUUGUGUUUCAAGUUACAAUGUCUUAAAUAUUGAUCAGUACUGUUCAAUAACGUUGUGUAUCGCGGGACAAGAGAAAUAGAAAUUAUAAUAACGGUUUAAUGUCGUACCGUGAAUGGGAGGAAGUUGCCAAAAUAGCUGGUACCACAGGUUAUGCGGCGAAGAAAAAGUGGAAAAAUUUAAGGGUCACAUUCGCACAAGAACUGAAAAAAAUACGAAACCCUCGUUUUGGAGCUGACGCUGCCAAUGAACCGGUAUGCAUAGACACUGGCCAUACGUUGGUUCCAUGGCCGCGAGAAACAGAUGGGAACAUUGAGCCAGAACACUCAGCUAACAGGAAGUCUUUGGAUUUUCUAGACCCUGCAAAUUCUACUCCGGAAGACGAACUGGAUGUAAGGAAUAUAGAAAAUACCUUUGACAGCGCUGUUUACACUGACGCUUAGCUCAUGUCGACGAUGAGCCUGAACUUCAGGUUCCUAAAGUAACAUUUGCAAUGAUACAUAAAUGUAAACAAAGAGAAGAAGGACCACAUACAUACAUUUCUCCAAUUAGAGAGAGAGAGAAGUUUAAAAUUCUGCGAAAGGAUGAAAAAGAAUACAAUGAAGAAGACCUCCUCUGGUUCAAGUCGAUAUUGCCAUUUAUAAAACAAUUGCCAUCAAAUAAUAAAUUACAUUUUAGAACGCAGAUGCACGAGUUGUUGCUAAAAAAAUAAAUACGUCACAAGUGCCACAACUUGAACAUACAAAUUUUACUGAACUUGAAGAAAUAUAAAAAGAGUAAUUACAUGUACUCU